This is a messenger RNA of Dermacentor silvarum, 5094 nucleotides long. RefSeq lists its product as uncharacterized. The record is from RefSeq and is a predicted model, not a curated record. Gene Ontology annotation, molecular function: protein binding. Lineage: Eukaryota; Metazoa; Arthropoda; Arachnida; Ixodida; Ixodidae.
GUUGUGCUUGAACGCGGCCUUGUGGUGGUUGUGCGCAUGCCACUCGUGAUGUGUGCCGCGGCGCGGUCCGUCCAAGGCCCAUAGAGAGCUCUCCUCUGCUCCUCUCCGUCACCUCGGACACACCGGUGUGACCAGUGCGCUCUCUGAGGAUUAACCGCCCGUCCAUCAUGCUGACACACGCCAGGAAGGAGCUCAGCCUGGACGCCCAAGGAGGAGGAUCCUUGGACGCGUCCCGGCUGACACUGCGGCCUGCCGCGCCGCUCGACCUCGUGGACGCCGGCACCCAGGUGGACCUCUCGGCCGACACGAUUGCCUACGACUCCGACGAUGACAUGAUGAAGCGCAAGAUCAGCGCGCUGCGCAGCCGCAAGGGGCACCCCAUCUACUCGCGCGAAGACAUCCGCGAACAGUACUGCAUCACGCGCAAGGAGAUCGCCGUACUCGACGACAAGGGCGCCACCGCCCGCAGCCUGUUCGGGUGCCUGGCCGCGCAGGGAGCCACCGGAGGAGGAGGCGGGAGCCCCUGCAACGCGGCGCUCUUCUCCUGCGUCCAGCGCGCCUCGAGCGACGAGAACAUUCCGUCGCCGCCCCCGCCACCGGCGACGCAGUCAGGCGGCGCCAAAGACGACGAUGACGACUUCGCCAGCUCGGGCUUCCGGCGGCGGCCCAAGCCGUUCUGCCUGCAGGACCCGAAGCUACGCUUCAGCAACCUCGACGCGGCCGACAGUGACUCGGUGCGCGUAGUGGUUCACUCCAGGUCCUUCUCGGCGCGACCCAGGCUGCAAAGCUGCAACAGCUACUGGCAGCACGAGCCAGGGCAGCCUGGCGAGCAGCAGCAACCUGAGCUACGUGUCGCGAUGCGCCUCCCGACCGUCCAACCUGAGCUUCCAGUCGAGCGGGUCACGCUGGGCCAGUGUCACAGCGUGGACGCCCUGAACGACGCCUCCACGUGGAGGCGUCGCAGCGACGGCGGCGUCGCGGUGCCCGACGCGCUGCUCGACGACCGCCGGCCGAAGCACGUGAGCUUCGACUCGAACGCGCUCGUGCGCAGUAACACAGUCGCCGGCGGACUGGAGGACGUCGAGCUCAGCCUCGGGGGACCCGCUGCCACGUCCACGCCGCUGGGGCGCCGCGCCGUAUCAACGCCGGACGGUUCCCAAGAAAGGCUCUUGGACGCUCGCCACUACCAAGAUUCUUUCGAGAGAGCCGCGUUCGGACGCCGACGGGCUCUGGUGAAGACGCAGGCCACGCAGACCGAGAGCGUCUGCAGGACGAAGGCCUCGCUACCCGCCUACCUCACUCUGUCGCCGCGGGCGGCGCGCGGAGCGAAGCACAAGGCUGCCCGGCGGCGCAAGGCCAAGGACGCGCGCCGGGCCGGCACGUCCGUGAGCGACGACAGCGAUGACGACGUCAUGGAGGUCGAUCUGGUGAGCAAGCAGCAGAGGCUGCUCCCGUCUCCCAAGCCGCACAAGCAAGGAAAGGCCAAGCAGGAUUCGUUGAUGGCCAACAAGUUCGAAGACGGUGGCUUCGAAGCGAAAAGUCCCCGCACCAAGGGCCACAUGGAAGAGCUCAGCAGGGCGCUCUGUAAGAUCGACCUGCUGAGGGAAGCCAGGAGCAGUUCGAGGCCUGCCCCCGUCGGCCACGAAGACGCCGUGUUGAACAGCAGGCGAGACGUGGGUAGCAAUUACCAUUCAGGACCGCGAGUGGAACACCAGUCGAAUGCCAAGCAAUACCUUUCCAAGGAAUCCCAUAGGAGAGAAGAGAAGCGAACCACUCACCCCGCGCAGCCUGAGGGACUGACGUCCCCGGAAAGCGAGUCGUCUAGCAGCCAGUUCACGGAGCGCGAGUCCUCGCGGAGCGAACGUUCCACCAGCAGUUCUGGACCUGCCGUGGCGGCCAAACUGCGAGAUGCAAACGCAGACGCCGGCCGGCAGGACACGACCAGCGAGAGCACCUCUGAAUACGUCACGGCCACCGAACACUCCGCCAAAAUCCGAGAGUCGACAGAAACGAGCAGCACCAGUCAGGCCCGCCGCGACGGAACUGACACGUCCUUCGAGACAGCUUCAUCGGCCAGCCUCUUCAGCUCACCUUCGUCGAGGAAUGGCGCGCGUACAAAAACUCCUUCUCCCAAGGCUUCCUCGAGAGACGUGACUCGGGAUCCGGACGAAGCGGCCAUGUCCUCCGAAGAGACGGAGAAAGGCCAUAACGACUCGUCAGACGAAUCGACCAAGAAGGAAGAGCAGGUGCUCUCAUCGGAGUCCGGCGAGUACUCGUUGGGACGCGCCGAAGGAGUCGAUGAUGAAGAUGAAGACAGGACAGACAAGUCCGACGACGAGGAAGGUGCUUUGGAGAGAGACGCCGACAGCAGACCCGCUUCCCAAGCCGACGAGUUUUCCGAAUGCGCCGCGCCGCCCCACCAGCCACCCGACUUGAUGCGCACGGCGUUCUUCGAUCAGGGAGGACCGUGCUCGUCUCGAAACGACGAAGACACCGACGACAUGGAGCCCAUCAUGAUGCCCUUGAUGACGUUCCGCGACGUCCAGAACGCGAUCAGCCGCUCCGAAAUUCGACAAUACGACGAGCUGUCUACCGUGUCCGAGGUGUCAGAAGAGAACAGCAAUUCUGACCAGCAAAUCACCGAACGAUACCAACCGCCGGUGCCAGAUGCUAUCAGCAAGCCAGAGACACCACCUCCUCCGCUGCCUCCGUUGCCGAUGCCCACGCCACCGCCGCCCACGGAAGAGCGGCAGCCGUCGGAAGGACGGGCCGCACUUGAACAACGCCCGCCAUCGGAAGGACGACCGCCGCCAUUAGAGCAGCCAGCAUCGGCUGGACAAACGGAACCACAGGAACGGCCAGCAGCGACAGAGCGGCUGACACCGCUGUCUCCCGACCAGCCUAAGGAACCGUUCCAUUACUCGUCCUCGGAGUAUCUCGACUCGGAAGUGACCACUCCGAGCUUCGACAGCGCCACGACGUCGUGCAGCUUCAACGUGGACCUGCCGUCGUCGGCUGCAGCGGAAGCCUCGCUCGAGACGACAAACCACGCGUCCAACCUGUCGACGACCACGACCGACUCCGACAGCAAGAGCGCAAUGGUCGUCGAGGGCGAGUUGACGCGAAAUGACGACACCGACGUGACGGACAGCUCCACGUCGACGCAUACCACGACUCGACGGCGCCCGCCAGAGGCGCCGAGGCAGCAGCCUGACGGCGGCGGUGCCAUCCCCAAACUGCAGGGGAUUGUCGGCGGCGUCAGCAGCACCGAUCACCGACGCCGACGCGAGCGCGCCGCUCGCGUCCGCUGGGAGAUACUGGACGCGGCGUGCUCCGCUCAGGUGGCGACUUCGGCCGAGGACCUCUGGAUGAGGCAUCGGGAUCUUCAGGGGCGCCGUUCGCGCUCCCUCCCGCGCAGCCCUGAGAGCAUGGGCCUGGACUCGGUGGUGUGCAGCCAGUGCGGCGACAAAGUGCGCGAGCACCGCGUUCCCGGGCUCUACUCUUGGGAGCGGCCGCUGACCAGAGGACAUUGCCUGGACGGUCGUCGAUCGGCGCCGUGCCCGGAUUAUGGGCACGUGCGGAUGCCGGCGCCGUACCCAGCGGCCGACUUUUACGACGACGACGAUGACGAUGAGGACGCUGGUAUUCACUCGAGAAGCUAUAGGCAGACAAACUGGCUUUACAUUAACAGCGAACACGAAAUGUUGGCCUGGAGACAGCAUCUUAGGGGUAAUUCAGCGAGGAGAAUUAGGAAAGAGAGCAGCAGCAGCAGCGUACUGUCGGACUCUUCGCCUUCGUCCUCGUCCUCGUCCUCACCGGCGCACAGCCGCUCGAGCUCGCCGGAGUCGACCGAGUCGGAGCGCGAGUUCCGGCGCCAGUACGUGACUCUGACGCAUCGCAUGAUCCACCGGAAAGCCAGCCUCGAGAUGUACCGCCGAAUGGCGCACCGCACCUUCGAGGCCACCAAGACCGUGCGGAUUGAGAAGAGCAACGGGGAGUUCGGGUUCCGCAUUCACGGAAGCCACCCGGUCGUAGUAUCGGCCAUCGAGAAAGGAACGCCGGCACAGUCAUGCGGCUUGGAGGUGGGAGACAUCAUCAUCAGUAUAAACGGCAUCAGCGUGCUGGAGGCAAAUCACUCCGAAGUGGUUCGGAUAGCUCACGCAGGCACCGAGGUGCUGGUGAUGGAGCUUGCGCGCACGUGUCACGUGCUCACGCCCAAGGUGAAGGAGCACCCGCCCAUCAUGUGGGGCUACCUGCAGCGGCUCAGCAGCGGGGGCCGCACCAAACGCUGGUGCCGGCGCUGGUUCGUGCUCAAGCCCGACAACCGCCUCUACUGGUACAAGAACGAACGCGCCUACGACAUGGUGGGUGCCGUGAUGCUGGAGGCGGUGUCGGUGAGCCGCGUCGUCGAGGCCGGGGCCGAGCACGCGUUCAAGGUCGUCAAAUCGCCGGGGACCACAUCCAACUCCAACGCCAUCUAUUUCGCGGCCGACGACGAAGAGGCUGCCGGAAGAUGGAUCAGUGCCUUGAACCAAGUCGCCUGCAUCGCAUCAAGGGGUGCUUCGUACAUGGACACCGUGGUGAGCAACAUGCACUCGCCUUGCGGUUCCCUGCCAGACCCCGACUGUCAGGGCUACCUAUGCAAGCUCAGCCAACAGUGGAAAUCCUGGAAGAAGAGGUUCCUCGUGCUCAAGGACGCCUGCCUCUAUUUCUACAAGGAUCGGAACGCUCCCGUCGCCGUGGGCGCGUUUCUUCUUCACGGUUAUCGCGUGCAAAGCUGUUCCAUGACCGGCAAGAAGAACACGUUCGAGGCGAUACCCCCCGAGCCCCUGAUGCGGCAUCUGCGAUUCCUGGCUGACACCGAGUACGAGAAGAAACGAUGGCUUGCAUCGAUGGAGUACUCGAUCGACCGGUGGAUAAAAGUUUGAUGGUAGCUUAAACUAGCUGAAUUGUGCCAAAGCAGCUCGAAAAUGGAUUUUCGCCAACAGUGACUCAGGACUCGAGAACGGAAAACUUGACGUGUGACGUUGACUGUGACCUUGAUGGAGGAAGGCAAGACAGGACAAGAAGACAAAAAGAAAGAGCGAGAGAGAG